Messenger RNA from Cladophialophora psammophila CBS 110553, 1074 nucleotides. Its product is annotated as oxidoreductase. Gene Ontology annotation, molecular function: nitronate monooxygenase activity. The record is from RefSeq and is a predicted model, not a curated record. NCBI's taxonomy places the organism in Eukaryota, Fungi, Ascomycota, Eurotiomycetes, Chaetothyriales, Herpotrichiellaceae. Bases 1 to 1074 code for a protein of 357 amino acids. The transcript is spliced from 6 exons.
AUGUCGAUAACUACGCCCGUUACCCAGCUGCUGGGCAUCCAGCAUCCCAUCCUCCUGGCAGGCAUGGGCCAGACGUCGGGUGCUCCUCUCGCAGCCGCCGUGUCAAAUGCCGGCGGCCUCGGUGUGAUCGGCGGAGUCGGAUAUACGCCAAAGAUGCUACAGGAGAUGAUCGAUGAACUGAAAGCCGGUCUAAAGGACCCAUCUCUUCCCUUUGGCGUCGAUCUAUUGAUUCCACAAGUCGGCGGCAAUGCGCGCAAGACUAAUCUGGACUACACAAAAGGCACCCUCAACGAACUCGUGGACAUCAUCAUCGCCGGCGGCGCCAAACUCUUCGUUUCCGCCGUGGGAGUCGCCCCUAGACACGUCGUGGAUAAACUCCACAAAAACGGCGUGCUGUAUAUGAACAUGAUCGGACACCCCAAGCAUGUGCACAAAGCAUGCCAGGCUGGUGCGGACAUUAUCUGUGCCCAGGGAGGAGAGGCCGGUGGACAUACGGGCGAUACGCCGACGAGUGUCUUGAUCCCGGCCUGCGCCGACAUCGUCAAGAACUACACCUCCCCCUUAACAGGCCAACCCGUCCAACUCGUAGCAGCAGGCGGCAUCUACGACGGCCGCGGGAUCGCAGCGGCGCUGAUGCUCGGCGCCUCAGCCGUCUGGGUUGGCACACGCUUCGUCACAGCGAAAGAGUCCGGCGCCCCAGAGGUUGCAAAGAGGGCCAUUAUCGCCGCCGACUUUGACAGCACGAUCAAAUCGACCAUUUGGACCGGUCGCCCGCUGCGCGCCCUGGCCACGCCCUAUGUGCGGAACUGGGAGACGAAUAGGCGGGACGAGAUCUUGGACCUGCAAAGUAAAGGGAUCAUCGCACUGCACCAUGAAAUGGAACGGCUGGAGAAGAUCGGAGGCAUCACCGAGGAGAUUGAGGAUCAAUCCACUCUCAGGCCCAUGGGACAAGUCGCUGGACUCGUAAACACGCCAAAUCAGACCGCAGCGGAGAUCGUGGCGGAGAUGAUGGACGGUGCAGUCAAGGUGCUGAGCGGUGCUGGGGCGUAUCUGAGGCCGAGCGCCAAACUCUGA